UCCUGACGUUAGCAAACAGGAAGUGCCCCGUGUUUUGGAGAGUGUUCUGGUCUCUGGGUCACUCGGGGGAAAACAGCGGUUUAGUUCCGGACGGAAUGAUUCGUCCCGGGUCUCUGUAAAGGACAGCGUUAGCAAUGUGCUAAACGAGUCUGUUAGCCGAUUAGCUAACUAGCACUGAGGUGUGCAGGCGCUCCGGCCUUACAGAGUCAGCAUGGGCGCAGAGAGCAGCGGGUUGAGGGGCUGCGUGCUUGAAGAGCCAUCAGUGACGCUGCCCUCGGGCCUCACCAUGUAUUCGGCUGUGCUGCAGGACAGAAGACCAGCCUCGGUGUUUGUAUACAAGCAGGGCAACGAAGACAAAGUCAACAAAGCUGCCAAGCACCUAAAAACUCUGAGGCACCCGAGUCUGCUCCGCUUCCUGUCGUGCUCGGUGCAGGAUGGAGGCAUCCACCUGGUGACGGAGCGAGUACAGCCUCUGGAGUUGCUGCUGGACAAUCUCACACCCGAAGAGAUCUGUGCAGGUGUCUACGAUCUGCUGCAGGCGCUUGUGUUCCUCCAUGACAGGGGAAAGUCCAGCCACAACAACGUGUGCAUGUCCUCAGUAUUCGUUAGUGACGAUGGACACUGGAAGCUUGGUGGAAUGGAAACUGUCUGCAAAUUUUCCGAAGCAACACCAGAGUUUCUCAUCAGUGUUCAGACAGUGAGGGAGAGCAGCGCUGUGCCUCCUGAGGAGAAGCUUGUUGGGUUCAAGACGCUUCCUGAAAAAUACGCCCACGCGCGGGACGCCUUCUCUUUCGGCAUCUUGGUCGAGGCCCUUAUCCCCUUGCUCGACAGUUACGUGUCAGGUGAGCUGCUGGAGAGUUUGAGGAGCACGCUGCAGGUCAGCCUGCUAACCUCUGACCCCACGCUCCGACCGGCCCUCAGCAGUCUACUGACUCAUGAAUUUUUUAGCAGGAAUGACUUCCUGGACAUCAUGAACUUUCUAAAGAGUUUGACUUUAAAAUCUGAGGAGGAAAAGCAUGAGUUUUUUAAAUUUCUACUGGACAGAGUUCACAGCCUCCCUGAAGGACUCAUUGGCACUCGUUUGGCUCCUAAACUGUUAAAUUCUCUUGUGUUUGCUGAAGCCACUGCUGUGAAAAGCUUCCUGCCGCAUCUUUUACAGCCCAAAAAGGAUUCACCUGGGGAUGAGUGCCUGCUAUCCACGCCUCUGUAUCGAAGACAUGUGGUGCCACAGCUCCUGAAGCUCUUUAAGGUGAAGGAGGAGCAUGUGCGGAUGGUGCUGCUCUCUCAUAUCCACGUCUACGCUGAGUUGUUCUCGCAUGACGAGCUCAAGAAUCAGAUUCUACCUCAGGUAUUGCUGGGAAUGAGAGACACAAAUGAUGCUCUGGUUGCCAUGACGCUGCAAAGCCUGGCAGUCUUGGUUCCGCUACUGGGAGCCCAGGUGGUGGUGGGUGGAGAGAGGACCAAAGUCUUCAAACGUACCACACCGAACUUCAGCAAGUCCGCAGAGGUCACGCCUGAAAACUCACCGGUUCACAUCGUUGAAGCAUCUCUGCCCCGGAGUUCGCAACCGUCCAGGGUUACAAGUCUGUUGCCUAAACGUCUGGAAGGCGGAGAGCUUGUUCUGGAGAAGCUGAACUCUCUGCAGUCAGGCAGAAGCCAUGCUACUGCCCAGCUGCCUUCUACGUCAAAGACGGUGCUGUGUGGAAAUAAAGCUCUUCCCUUGAAUGGCUUCAGCCAAGAGGAAAAGGGAGGCAAUGGCGGCAGACCAGACGAGGACUGGCCAGACUGGGAGGAUGCGGGGGAGAACCCUGGCAAAUACCAGCCUGUGCAAAUUAACAUACGGCCCGCAGACGGUGACUCAGAAUUACCAACCACCGCUACAUAUGAUGUUGAGGAAUGCUGGGAUGAUUUUGAAGAUUCUGAGGUCACCUCAAAACACUCAACUACUACACCUCAGCCAGUCUCGUUGUCAAAAUGUGACAGUGCCAUAGGACCAACAUCUGGACCCACACGAGAGUCUAAAGCACUCAAGCUGAGUACUGCCUUAGCAAAAACUGCUACUGAGCAGAAAAACAUGCCUUCAGAUACAGGCUGGGAACAGGUGGUUGAAGGUACCAGACCCGGCAAAGCAGGUCAAGGUACUGAAGCUAAACCUAAGAAUGGAUACAGGAGUGCAGGAGCUGGAGAACUAGGAGAAGAGUUCACCAUUGAGGUAAAAAAGAAACCAGAGAGAGAUCCAGAGCUGGACCUCUUCGCUGACAUGGAACCAGACAUUAAGCUGUCUUCUACCAGCAUGUUCUCACCUAUGGGGAGUUCAGACAGCAAGCUUGAAGGACGUCCAGCUGCACCAGUACCUCAGACUGAGCCAAACACUACACACUUAAACACAUUGGAUCUGACAGCCAAGUUUGCCGCAGUAGAUUUGACGGAGGCUGAUGCAGAGGGCUGGGGUGACAGUGACAUCACCUGGGACGACGAGAACACCUGGUCAUGAUCAUUCGAACGGUGAACCAAAGGCUGUGAACAGGAAGUCAUUUGCUGAAUUUGACAGCAUGUUUAGGCAGAUGACGGGCUUUGUAACACUACUGUAAGUCCAGAAGUGUAGCUUUAGUGUUACCAAGGUAAACAACACUGCAUUUAUGGAUCUUGUUAAUAUCCCACUUAAAACUGGAUUGUUAUACUCGGGGUUACCUUUUCCAGCACACGUCUUUUAAUUGUCCCAUGCUAUAACGGAAGCUUCGUGAGCCAUCAUGCUCGGUCACUCUUUAGGAUGCGAACAGCCUGAUAACUGGCAUGACAUAAUUUAUUGUAAAGUCUUAUUGAUAAAAAUAAAUCAGCCAUUAGAAAUAGUGCAUGAUAAGAACUGGGGUCGGAUAAUUGAGACUGGUCACUUCUGCAUAAGGAAUGAAAUUGUAAAUAAUAUGAAGCAUCAGUGUUUCAGUUUACUGGCUUCUCCUGGUCUUUUUUGAGAAGCUUGCGUAGCUUUUUUGCCAAAUCCUGACAGAAAUGUAGUUUCUAGCUACGAAGGCAUUUUCACUGGACGUCGAUGUGCAGCACUUCUCUUUAUGUUGUGGGGGUUUAAUUUGUGCCAUCAGUGGUUGAGCUUCAUUCUGCUUUUAUUACAAUAAGCCUUAUAGAAAAGCCAGUUUCAAUGUAAACAGGUGUGUGUGUGUGUAACAUAUUGUUUAUAUACAAUACCCACACACACUUUUGUUUCAUUGGUGGGGUUUUGCUGAAGUAAAAGAGAGAUUAUAAUUUAUUUGUAAUGUUGGAUGGUGAUGAAAUAAAAGUUUUAUUGUAUUUA
Molecule: messenger RNA, 3304 nt
Organism: Clarias gariepinus (North African catfish)
Lineage: Eukaryota; Metazoa; Chordata; Actinopteri; Siluriformes; Clariidae
Gene: scyl3
Product: SCY1-like, kinase-like 3
Exons: 14
Coding region: 212-2494 (760 amino acids)
Biological process (GO): protein phosphorylation
Molecular function (GO): protein kinase activity; ATP binding
Source: RefSeq, a predicted model, not a curated record